AUGUUUGCCAGGUUUUUAACGGGCGUCAAGGCCGUUGCUCCCCGUGGAAGUGAUUGGGCCAACCGACUUGGUCCUGUCGCUGCAUUUGGCUACGAAGCGGGGGCGUCGAAAAGUUCGAUGCUUUUUGACUACUUUACUCAGUCCCCCGUUGACUGUGACCACUACGCUGAAAUUAGUUUUCAUGAUAGCGGUCCUAUCGAAUGCCCCCCUGAAACUGUGAUGUUUAUGCCCGUAUUAAAGUGCGGGCAUAUGCUGGAGCGUGCAUCUGUGAAUCCCACUCCAACCAGCGACGACUGGUACAUGGCUGCUCUCGAGGCGACGACGGAAUUAUUGGAAAAAGGGUACAUUCCGGCCAGCGUUGGAGGAGAUGGAUCUGCUACAUUGCCCAUGGUAGAGGCGUACAAACGGCUAUUUCCAUCUGAAGAUGUUGUCGUCAUUCAUUUCUCCGCCCAGCCACUUGUCGGAAAUCCACGGGCCCCGCUACGGGUUCUUUUGGACAAGGGAUUGUUGAAGGGCAUCGUGAGUGUAGGCAAUCGUUUGGUAACCUCGGAGGAUCGAAAGAUACGGAAACACCACAAAAUGUUUUAUAUGGACAUGCACGCUAUCUAUUCCAAGGGGUUGUUCUGCAUUCGGGAUAUUCGAAAUGACUACCCCGUUUUUAUCAGUAUCGAUGCCAAUGUCAUGGAUCCCGCCUUUGCUCCAGCUGUGACAUGUUCCGUUGCUGGAGGGCUAUCCACACGAGAAUUACUGCAUGUAAUGAAUGGCAUUCGGGGACCCAAGGUGGUGGGUUUGGACGUGCAUGGGUACUUUCCUGAUUUUGACGUUUACCGAAAGGACGGCGUUGGCCUCACGCAAAUAGCAUUGGCGAAGGUGCUGAAGGAGGCGAUUCUUAAGGCAUACAGCAUCUCCACACAAACUGAGGAGGAGGGAAUGGCAAGGGUUCAAAUGCUACAACGGCAGGGAACCGUGUCGGAAAACCCGUACCCGGAUCAUUGA
Trypanosoma cruzi is the source of this 996-nucleotide messenger RNA. RefSeq names its product arginase, putative. The record is from RefSeq and is a predicted model, not a curated record. Lineage: Eukaryota; Euglenozoa; Kinetoplastea; Trypanosomatida; Trypanosomatidae. Bases 1 to 996 code for a protein of 331 amino acids. Gene Ontology annotation, molecular function: agmatinase activity; metal ion binding. The transcript has a single exon.